AUGAAAAACAAACUCAGACGCCUACCCAGCAGCAGUUACUCCAGCAGCAGCAACAACCGCAGCAACAGCAGCAGCAACAGCAGCAACAGCAGCAGCAACAGCAGCAGCCACAGCAACAGGCACAGCAACAGCAGCAGCAACAGCAACAGGCACAGCAACAGCCACAGCCGCAGCAACAGCACUAGUAGCAACAGCAGCAGCAGCAGUACCAUCAGAAGCAGCAACAGCAGCAGCAAUAGCAGCAGCAGCGGCAGCAGCAGCAUUAGUAGUGACAGCAGCAGCAUCAACAGCAACAGCAGCAACAGCAGCAGCAACAGCAGCAUUAGUAGUGACAGAAGCAGCAGCAACAGCAGCAGCAGCAGCAUUAGUAGUGACAGAAGCAGCAGCAACAGCAGCAGCAGCAGCAGCAGCAGCAUUCGUAGUGACCUGUUGAGGAUGCAGAUCCCCAUGCCGACAUUCGAUCGACUUAAAACCGCUUCAGUCAGCGACCCGCUGCCGUCUGCGUGGCGCCACUCGUCAGCUGAUUCAGCAAACUGCAGCAGCAGCAGCAGCAGCAGCAGCAGCGGCAGCAGAAGCAGCAGAAGUAGCAGCAGAAGGGAGACAAAUGGAACAUGGGGUGAACGUCAAAAAGAAAAAUUAAAAUAA
Eimeria acervulina is the source of this 645-nucleotide messenger RNA. RefSeq lists its product as hypothetical. The coding region runs from base 1 to 645 and encodes 214 amino acids. The transcript has a single exon. The record is from RefSeq and is a predicted model, not a curated record. Lineage: Eukaryota; Apicomplexa; Conoidasida; Eucoccidiorida; Eimeriidae.